This is a messenger RNA of Durotheca rogersii, 2080 nucleotides long. Its product is annotated as Aldo/keto reductase. The record is from RefSeq and is a predicted model, not a curated record. Bases 540 to 1421 code for a protein of 293 amino acids. Gene Ontology annotation, molecular function: aldose reductase (NADPH) activity. The transcript is spliced from 3 exons. Gene Ontology annotation, cellular component: cytosol. NCBI's taxonomy places the organism in Eukaryota, Fungi, Ascomycota, Sordariomycetes, Xylariales, Xylariaceae.
GUAGGUACCUGAUGUAGUUCUCAUGCACCACCCCUCGCCCCUGGUGAUGUGCGUAUCGCUUAUAGUAGUAAGCUAUGGUCUGAAAGAGAUGCUCAUGCGUAGGUAUAGGCGAUGCUAGACGUGAGGAACUGCCACUCGUAUGCACAGGACCGGGACGUGACAAGUUGCGCGUAACUAUACCUAGGUAUUUUUAUGAAGGGGUUCCGGGCAUUUCCCUUCCUCCUGAAGUCAGGAUUGCUUGCCGUUGCUGUCGCUGGCCGGUCACCUGACAUUGUAGAAAUCUCCAAGGUUGUACGAAGUACCUACGGCAAAACGGUGAUGCAAUUCUACUGUCGCUCCGCCGCUCGCGGCAUCUCCGCAUUCACUCCCUCUUGUUCUGGCCCAAGGUUGCCUAUCUACCGACUACCCAGGCCUCAGGUAAGGUAGCUCAGCAUAUAUCGUGCCGCAACUUGUUGCUCGAUACGCAGCAUCGCCAGUCGGUCGUAUCCUCCUCCUGUUUCAAGGCUGCUCGUUCAGGACCGCGGUCCCUCGCCAUAGAUAUGAAACCGGCGCCGAUGCCAAAGCUGCUGUACGGGACGGCCUGGAAGAAGGAUGCCACCGCUGAUUUGGUCUUCUUGGCCCUGAAGACCGGGUUCCGGGGUAUCGACACCGCGGCUCAACCUCGCCACUACCAAGAACAUCUGGUGGCCGAAGGUGUCAAGCGGGCAAUAUUCUCGGGCAUACUGACGCGGGCCGAUUUAUUUAUCCAAACCAAGUUCACGUCGAUCGGCGGCCAAGAUCCCGAUAACCUACCGUAUGACCCCCAGGCACCACUGGAGGAGCAGGUCCACGCCUCCGUGGCCUCGUCACUCCGGAAUUUCGCCGGUGCCGACUCGGACGGGUCCUACGUCGAUAGCCUGGUCCUGCACUCCCCCUUGCGCACUCUACCUGACACCGUCAAGGUCUGGAAGACGCUUGAGACAUACGUACCGCGCCGGAUCAGGCAGUUGGGGAUAUCCAACACGACUCUCGAGGUUGUCGACUACCUGUAUACCAGUCCCGACAUCACCGUUCGACCGGCCUGCGUGCAGAAUCGUUUCUACCCUGCGACGCGCUGGGAGGUUGGCCUGCGGAAGUAUUGUCGAGAGAGGGACAUCAAAUUCCAGACGUUCUGGACGUUGUCGGGGAACCCCCAGCUGCUAAGGAGUGCGCCCGUACGGAAACUGGCCAAUAGCGCGAACGUCGAGCCCCCAGUCGCCUUGUACGCGCUGGUACUGGGCCUGGGGGGCACGGCGGUUCUAGACGGGACCACCAGUGAGACACACAUGAGGGAUGACUUGCGGGGUAUUGAGAUUGUGAAGGACCACGCAGAGAGCGAAGAGGGCCGGCCGAUCUGGUCAGAGUGUCUGGGAGGGUUCCGGCAGCUGAUUGGAGAGGAGUAGUAGUAAGGCUGGUGGUGGUGGUUGUGCGAUAUUAUGUACAUACGGACCGUAGGAGGGGGAGGUUCAGGAGUGGAUGGCGAGUUGGAACCCGACGAUCUGGCAGCAGGGAGCAAAAGCAGUAGUGGAUCCCCAGCCCGCUCUAGAUGGGCGGGCUCCAGAAACUGAUCACGUAGCAUUGAUGGCAUCAGCAGCUGAUGUCUUGGGAGGAUCUACCGGCAACCCAAUAGAACGCACACCUGGAUUCCCGCUCGGUACGGUAUGCUUAGCUUGGGAUGAACUCCUCACCCCUGACCGAGGCCAUGCCCACGAGCUCACGUAUGGAGGUUAGUGAUGACGACACCGCAAUGAGGUUAGGUAGAAAACGGGCGUAUAGAAUGGGAGAUCGGGCAUUCACUGCUACUCUCCAUGCAGUACUGGAAAGUCCAAUACGUGUGUACAUCCAUACCUAUCGUAGGCAGACAUCCACCCGUCUCUCUGCAGGUCUCGGGAUCGUUCGAGUUCGGCAUUUCGGGGGAAGCGGUGCGACGAGAAAGUCAGCCCAUUUUCUAAUCGUGCCGCUCGGGGAAAGGGGAGAGGAGGCCAAAGAAAGGAAAAAGAAAAAAGAGGAGAUUUUUGCGCGGCACAGCGGCUAUGCUUCCAGAAAGCCGGGAAAAUUGUAC